AUGCCGGGCUUGGACAUGAGCAGCGUCAAUAACGCCGGUAGUCUGGCGUCGACGAGCAUCUUCGAGGAGAACAUGAGCACUCUGGUCGACUGGUCACCCUCAGCCAACAUCACCAGCAGUCUUACUGUCCCAUCAUCAACCCCACUCCCAUCAUCGUCAUCAUCGUCGCCAUCGCCGUCACCAUCGUCAGUCAAUGUUACUGGAACAACUGAAUUGAAUAUUGACCAGCAUGAGACUGUUGGUGGUAGAGGUGGUCGUCUGACAACAACCAAUUGCCCAAGUAGUCUAUAUCACUGUAACGAGGACCAAGUCACUGAUUCAUUGAUUGAGAAUCAGGAGGACAGUGAGCAGGGAGAGGACGAGGGUUACGCAUCGGGUGACGAGAGUGGUAACAUUGACGACGACAUCUUCAUCGAGGUGUCGUCAAUAGGUGGUAACGAGGAGGAAUUGAGAUACGUAUCAGCGGGAACUGAUAUUGGCGAAGAUCCUGCUAUUCUGUUCGGCUUUGACGACGAUUUUAGCACGAUGGAGGAGCUGCUGAUCAAUGCCAGCGUCUUAAAUAGAACUGACAAUAUCACGGAUAACAAUGAUACGUAUAUUGUUAGUGAUGACAGCCUGUUUCCCUCUGGCUAUAGUUUGCUACAAAUAAUACUAGCAUCCAUAGCGGCAACGAUUCUCAUGAUUGCUGUUAUUGUUGGUAAUGUGCUUGUUAUAAUAGCCAUUGCCACUGAAAAAGCACUGAAAAACAUUACAUAUUGGUUUAUAGCUAGUCUAGCUGUUGCUGAUUUUUGUCUCGGUCUUUUUAUAAUGCCCUUCUCACUGGCGAAUGAGAUCAUGGGCUAUUGGAUAUUUCCUUAUUGGUGGUGUGACAUACACUCUGCGAUGGACGUGUUACUGUGUACCUCAAGCAUAAUGAAUCUAUGUCUUAUAAGUUUGGACAGAUAUUGGAGUAUAACGAAAGCAGUGGACUACCUCAGAAAGAGAACACCAGCUCGUGCUGUUACCAUGAUAGCACUCGUAUGGUUGCUAUCAGGUUUAGUGUGUAUACCACCCUUACUUGGUUGGAAGAGGCCGAGAGUCGAGGAGGAGUAUCCAAAGUGCAUGGUAAGUCGAUUCGUCUGUACCUCAUGCACACUCACACAAUACAUUCACAUCAAUUUCUUUAUAAGGCCAAAGCUGAGUGAAAAAAAAGCAAAACUCACCUUUCACCAUAAGUGCUUCACCAUUUACUUCAAUAUUCUAUCGCAUUACUUCGCUUUACCUUACAAUGUGCGUACUCAGGCUGGCAUUAUUCCACUAUUUCCACAUCUCAGUGACUUUCCGCGUUUCUUUGCUCAACGGUAUACACAUGGCUAA
Messenger RNA from Diachasma alloeum, 1356 nucleotides. RefSeq names its product 5-hydroxytryptamine receptor-like (gene Octalpha2R). NCBI's taxonomy places the organism in Eukaryota, Metazoa, Arthropoda, Insecta, Hymenoptera, Braconidae. The record is from RefSeq and is a predicted model, not a curated record. The transcript has a single exon. Bases 1 to 1356 code for a protein of 451 amino acids. Gene Ontology annotation, biological process: adenylate cyclase-activating adrenergic receptor signaling pathway. Gene Ontology annotation, molecular function: G protein-coupled amine receptor activity. Gene Ontology annotation, cellular component: membrane.